This is a messenger RNA of Exophiala oligosperma, 2480 nucleotides long. RefSeq lists its product as uncharacterized. Gene Ontology annotation, cellular component: ubiquitin ligase complex; cytoplasm. The record is from RefSeq and is a predicted model, not a curated record. Gene Ontology annotation, molecular function: ubiquitin conjugating enzyme binding; zinc ion binding; ubiquitin protein ligase activity. Gene Ontology annotation, biological process: protein polyubiquitination; positive regulation of proteasomal ubiquitin-dependent protein catabolic process; ubiquitin-dependent protein catabolic process. Bases 422 to 1999 code for a protein of 525 amino acids. The transcript has 3 exons. NCBI's taxonomy places the organism in Eukaryota, Fungi, Ascomycota, Eurotiomycetes, Chaetothyriales, Herpotrichiellaceae.
CUGCGCUUCCAUUCCCGCCCGACAUUGUCUGCCUUAAUAAACCAGCACCGCAGCCUGGAUCGCAACUUUCAAUUUCCUCGCCGCCCAGGAUCUCUAUCAUUUGUAACUCGAUGUACUAUUUUGAUUGAUAUCUCCCAUCGCCCUUGCUUUUUCUAUGUGCAGUCAUUCAUUCAGUAUUGUCUGCUGACCACGAUCCUGUCUUGAACCCACUCGACGAGUACUAGACUCAUUCCCUUCCCAUCGUCAUUUGUCGUAAAGCAGCCUGUCGUCUCGGUUGAGGCACAGCUGCUCCCAUAAAGCCACCACGACACCCUCCUCGAGAAAGAGAAAGGCCGAGGACGGUGUCUCAGACGCCUUUAACCACGCAUCUGUCAAGUCCCGAAAGGCAUCCGCUGUCCCUCCACAAGGUCCCACGACACCCAUGACAGAGCACGGCUCACCCUCUUUACAAGAUAUGGAUUCAGAAGACGAUUUCAUGUCCGACUCACCUAGUGGUGAUGAAAUCGAUUUCGACGAAGGAACUCAAGAUAGUGACAUUGGCAGUAUAGAAGGUGAUUUUGAUCAGGAUCACGACGGCGGCUUUGCAUAUGACAAAGACAUCUUCACAAAUCCGCAGAAACCCUAUGAAGUGGACUACAAGGUUUUGAGUCCCCAGGAUAUACAAGCACUGCAAGACAGACAAUUUCAGGAAGUUUCAUCAAUCAUUGAACUGCCACCCGAACAGACGGCCAUCCUUCUCCGGUACAUGAGAUGGAACAAGGAGAAACUGAUCGAGUCAUACAUGGAUUUCCCGGAAAGAGUUCUGGAAGAGGCAGGCUUAGGGGCGAGUUUCGCAGAAACCCCACAUACCAAGACAGUCCCGGGUUUUACAUGCGAGAUCUGCUACGAGGACGAUCCUGAGUUGCGGACAUACGCCAUGAGAUGCGGCCACCGAUACUGUGUUGACUGUUACUCCCAUUAUCUGGGCCAGAAGGUCAAGGAAGAGGGAGAGGCUGCAAGGAUUGAGUGCCCCUCUGAUGACUGCCACCGGAUCGUGGACUCGAAAUCGCUCAGACUACUGGUGGAUCAGACCGUUUGGGAUCGUUACCAGGUACUGCUCACGAGGACAUAUGUGGAUGAUAAGGCAAACCUGAAAUGGUGUCCUGCGCCCGAGUGCGAAUACGCUAUUGAUUGUCCUGUCAAGAAACGAGAUCUCUCCCGGAUCGUUCCUACCGUGCGUUGCUCCCACGAUCAUAGCUUUUGCUUUGGCUGUACCUUGGCAGACCAUCGACCUGCUCCCUGCUCCCUGGUCAAAAAAUGGUUGAAGAAGUGCGAGGAUGACUCCGAAACGUCAAACUGGAUCUCAGCAAAUACAAAGGAAUGUCCCAAAUGCCAGUCCACAAUAGAAAAGAAUGGCGGUUGUAACCACAUGACCUGUCGCAAGUGCAAACAUGAAUUCUGCUGGAUGUGCAUGGGACCUUGGAGUGAGCAUGGCACAAGCUGGUAUAAUUGUAACCGUUUCGAAGAGCAGUCAGGCGCCGAUGCACGCGAUGCUCAAGCUCGCUCCCGUCACUCCCUGGAACGAUACUUGCACUACUACAACCGGUAUGCUAAUCACGAGCAGAGUGCUAAACUGGACAAGGAUCUCUGGCUUAAAACCGAAAAGAAGAUGACAAGUUUGCAGUCUCAAUCAAACAUGUCCUGGAUUGAGGUGCAGUUCCUUGACACUGCAGCGAAGGCAUUGCAGGCUUGCCGCCAAACCCUCAAAUGGACGUAUGCCUUUGCAUACUACCUGGAGCGGAAUAAUAUGACUGUGAUUUUCGAGGACAACCAGAAAGACUUGGAAAUGGCGGUUGAGAACCUCAGCCAGAUGUUUGAGAAGCCUGUGAAUGAGCUGGCCGGUCUGAAGGUUGAAAUCUUGGACAAAACCACGUACUGCAACAGACGACGCGAGAUUUUGUUGACCGACACUGCUAACAAUCUCCAGAAGGGAGAGUGGAGUUUCAACGUAACUUUAUGAUGGAAGGACAGGACAGUGAGCACGACUGUGAGGAUAUCCUCCUUUGUCCUUCCCACCAAUUGCAGCAAGCGCGGCGUUCGUACAUGGGCUAGUUGGAUGCAUUUUCCAUGGAAGAGGGUUGGCGCUUCGAUUUGCGACACAAUGAUGGGCUGUUGUUUGCUAGGUAGAAGGGCGUGAUGAACAUUGAAGGCCGAGCCAGUAUAUUUUAUGCACAUGUUGUGGCAAGGAUUGUCUCUGAAAACAAGUAGCAAAGCUUUUAGCCAGAUGAUGAUCGCCAUCACUCAACCAGAUCACUCAGUGGGUCUCAAGAUCCAACAUCUAUCGACGACUAAGAUGGCUCAUUCAACUUGCUUAUCCGUAGCGGCUACAUGAUCACCGUUGCCCGAGAAAGACCGAAGAGAAUGAAAUGAAUUGAUAGAAGGGCAUUGAUACCGUGAAGCCGAAUUGUGUCCACGUACGGAGUAAACAUAAUGGGCCUGUG